AUGGCGACUGUAUUCUCCAGAAAAAACAAGCCGGGAGAAACAUCCAAUCUCCUGGCUAAUCUCGAAACACCAAAGAAGGCACCCAUCGUCACGGACAGUGAGAUUCCCACACUGGGAGAACCAUCGGAAGAACGACGGUUCUGGUUUCAGAAAGCCAGGAAAUAUGAUCCCACUGCUGUUGCAACGCAGCCGUCUGUGUUUGACGAUCCAGAAACGGCCAAACAGUACCAGCCGCGAGAUGACUGGGAGAAUCUGCAUCGGUUUGACCCGUUGGCACGAUGGACGUGGGGAGAGGAGAAUAAACUCAUCCGCAAGAUCGAUCUACGCAUUAUGGUCUUUGCGUGUAUAGCUUUUAUGGCGCUGGAGUUGGAUCGCGCGAAUCUCAACCAGGCGUUGACCGAUAACUUUUUGAAUGAUUUGGGAUUGACGACAGAUGACUACAACCUUGGCAACACCGUUUUCAAACUGUCGUUUCUCUGCGCAGAACUCCCCUCGCAGCUGGUCAGCAAAUGGAUCGGACCAGACAGAUGGAUUCCAUCGCAAAUGACGCUCUGGUCUGUCGUCGCCAUGGCGCAGUUUGCUCUUUCUGGACGGACUUCGUUUCUCGUCUGCCGUGCCCUGUUGGCCAUUCUGCAGGGUGGUUUUAUUCCUGAUAUCAUCCUCUAUCUAUCCUACUUUUACAAACACCAUGAACUCUCCAUUCGGCUGGGCUUUUUCUGGACUGCCAUGUCAGUUGCCGAUAUCCUGGCCAGCUUUAUUGCCUUUGGACUGCUGCAUCUCCGCGGAUUGAAUGGCCAUUCUGGAUGGCGAUAUCUCUUUCUCUUCGAGGGUCUUUUGACUCUUCUCGUCGGACUGUCGGCCUUUAUCUUCAUGCCUCCUGGGCCAACGCAGACUUCAGGCUGGCUAAGAGGAAAGAAGGGCUGGUUUAGCGAAAGAGAAGAAACAAUCAUCGUCAACCGGGUCAUCCGCGACGAUCCCAGCAAAGGCAGCAUGCACAAUCGCCAGCCCAUCACGCCUCGUCUGCUCUGGCGCAGCAUGCGAGACUACGAUCUCUGGCCCAUGUACAUCAUCGGCCUCACCUUUGAAACCCCCAUGACCACGCCCCAGCAGUAUCUCACUCUCAUCCUCAAGCAGAUGGGCUUUGGCACGUUCAAAUCAAAUCUCCUCACCAUUCCCACCAAGGUCUUGGGCAUCUGCACGAUGCUCGGCCUGACGUAUCUGUCUGAAGUAUGGGGGAAUCUGACCCUUACCUCGGUUAUCGGCCAGAUCUGGGCAUUGCCGCUCUUGAUAUACUUGAAUACGGUUGAUUUGACAGCGACGAAUCGCUGGUCGGCGUGGGUGGUUAUGACGCUGCUUUUGUGUUAUCCAAAUGCACAUCCCAUCCAGGUCAACUGGAACUCUCGUAAUUCGAAUACCGUCCGCUCGAGAACUGUCUCUGCAGCGUUGUAUAACAUGUUUGUGCAGACGUCUGGAAUCAUCGCAUCGAAUAUAUAUCGUGCUGAUGACGCCCCUCGCUACCGUCGUGGAAAUCGUAUCCUGGUUGCUUUAUGCUCGACUAACAUCGUCAUCUAUCUCUUGACCAAAGUCUACUACACGUGGAGGAACAACAGCCGCGAUAAGAUCUGGAAUGCGAUGAGCGAAGAGAAGAAGUUGGAGUAUUUGCAGACGACGACAGACGAGGGGAGCAGGAGGUUGGAUUUUCGGUUUGCCAAUUAG
Molecule: messenger RNA, 1716 nt
Organism: Aspergillus wentii DTO 134E9
Lineage: Eukaryota; Fungi; Ascomycota; Eurotiomycetes; Eurotiales; Aspergillaceae
Exons: 6
Coding region: 1-1716 (571 amino acids)
Biological process (GO): transmembrane transport
Cellular component (GO): membrane
Molecular function (GO): transmembrane transporter activity
Source: RefSeq, a predicted model, not a curated record